CGAAUCUCCCUGUGGAUACGAUCGACGGCUUUCAAGCAACACGUACAAUCAAAAAUCUAUCCUCUACAUCAUGGAUGAGCUCGACACUUUUUAGACUCGUACAGUUGAGAUUGAGGAUAUAAGAAGGCCAGUGAGAGAGCUUACCGAUAUUUUGGGGGAGGCCACAAAAGAAUUACGUAUUUGCUGCUUUUGCGAGUUAUCCGUUGGAGAUUAUUCAGCCAGUAGAAAGGUAAUUAUGGCAGAGGAGCAAUUGAAGAAAGUUGAAGCCGAAUCGACGGCGGCUCCGGCUCCGGCUCCGAUAGAGACGACGAAGACCGUCGCCGAGGAGAAAGCAGUAAUUCAACAUCCAGAAGAGAAAGUUGAUGACUCCAAGGCUCUCGCUCUUGUUGAGAAAACUGGACAAUCUGCACCAAAGAAAAUUUCAGGUGGAUCAAUUGACAGGGAUAUUGCCCUAGCAGACCUUGAAAAGGAGAAGAGAUUAUCUUUCGUCAAGGCCUGGGAAGAUAGUGAGAAAACAAAAGCAGAUAAUAAGGCCCAGAAGAAGCUCUCUGCCGUUGCCGCAUGGGAGAACAGCAAAAAAGCAGCUACUGAAGCCCAACUAAGAAAGAUUGAGGAACAAUUGGAGAAGAAGAAAGCAGAAUAUGCAGAAAAAAUGAAAAAUAAAAUAGCUUUAAUCCACAAGCAAGCAGAGGAAAAGAAGGCAAUGGUUGAAGCAAAACGCGGAGAAGAAUUCCUCAAAGCUGAGGAGAUGGCUGCGAAGUACCGGGCAACUGGCCAGACUCCGAAAAAGCUCCUUGGUUGUUUCUAAGUUAAGAAUUUUUCAGCAAGUAAAUUUAAUCCAUCCAGUUUCUUUGCAUGUUUCUUCUCCAUGGCAGUUGAGUUUUCACCUGUACAUUUCUCUUUUCUUUUUUCUUUCUUUCACGUUGUUUUUGUGUGUUAACUUUGACCGGAAAUUCAGUGAAUGGUUAUUUAUUGAGUGUAUUAAUAUAGGAAUAUUGUGUUUGAUCUGUUUAGUAAUUUUUCAUUCGUGUUCGAGAUGUAUAUUACAAGACCUAGCAAUUUACUUCCCGCAUCA
Messenger RNA from Carica papaya (papaya), 1075 nucleotides. RefSeq names its product Remorin family protein. The record is from RefSeq and is a predicted model, not a curated record. NCBI's taxonomy places the organism in Eukaryota, Viridiplantae, Streptophyta, Magnoliopsida, Brassicales, Caricaceae.